Cladocopium goreaui is the source of this 2220-nucleotide messenger RNA. NCBI's taxonomy places the organism in Eukaryota, Dinophyceae, Suessiales, Symbiodiniaceae. The record is from the annotation of a GenBank genome assembly.
UUACCGCGAUACACGGUGCCACGUGCCAUUCGGAGUUCAACGUUUGCACGCCACGUGGAAUGCUCCCAAGGUCAGAUGAUGCUGGUUCCGGAAGUGAAGCCUGGCGCCCUCUCUGGGACAUAUGUCUUGGAGGAGCGCAGCAGCAAGUUCUUUAACAUGGUCUCCUUUGGAAAUCCUCAAUCAGUUGGAAUCAAAAAGCGAGUGGUAAGGCAAGCAGACCGUUUGAACUACACGGAGCUGCCAUCGCUGUCGAAUUUGGAUGAAUUGCUGGUAAGAACGCGCCCACCAGACAUGAGACCUGAAGAGGAGGUGGUUGUGCCCGUGAGGGCGCCACCUGUGGAUGCAAGGCUUACCAUUGGCAGCUUCAGAAGGCUGUUGAGGCCGGGCAGCAAUGAGUCAAGGUUGGAGGAGGAAACCAAAGACGUUCCCUUGCAAUGGCAUCUUCUGCUGCUGAAAGCCUCCUUCAAUGGAAAGUUGCAGGUCAGCACUGCGGCAAACUGGCUGGUUGAGGUCCUCAAUCUGGCCCCAGAGGAGGCUCGCCAAUGUGCUCAGGCAGCAAUGGUUCAUCCAACAGUUCGGAUUGCAAGUUUUGACGAUUGGAAAGUGGUUGAAGAGAAGGUUGAGACUUUGCGCGCCCUUGGGCUUGCAAUCCAGGUUGGAUCAGCGGCAACACAUAGAGCAAUCGUCAACAACCGAGGUGCACAUCAAGGGCGGCUUGCGAAAGACAACUACAUGGAGCUCUUUGACCAAGUUCCAGGCCUGAUUCGUUCUCCGAGGCCCUCACCAACACCUCCAGCCAAGAGUCAUCAACACCGGGCCAAAUGGAGAGGCAUGUCUCAGCACGUAGUCAUGGAUGUCCUCUCGAAGGACCCCGUGAAACAGCUUUUGCCGGAGGAAGAUGAGGCAGCUCACUUUGCUGGCUCACAGAGUGAAGCAGAGUGGAACGAAUGGAAACUGGCCAAAGCACGCAAGAAGACGGUGAAGAACAUCCUCCUGAAGCACCCGCGGAAGGGAGACGGGAACACCGCGAAGAGCGAGUCAGAUCAAGAUGCCAGUGACCGGACCACGCUUGGAGUGAAGACCACUUUCAGCUUCAGGAACUCCGUCCUGGAGACACGAAAGAAGAUGAGCAUGAUCGUAGGACUGGCGCAAGCACAGCAAAAUGCUCUUACUCCCCAACGCAAGGAGGCAUGCCAAAUGUUGCGCUUCUUUGUCUUUGGUGCUGUUGGAAAUGAAAAGGCAAAGACAGCGGAAGAAAAAGAAGCGAUAUUUGAGCAACGCCUGGGGGAGAGGUGGCAAGUUCAGCUUCUUUACAACUUGUGGGAGAAAUUGGACAUCGAUCAUUCUGGACGUUGUGACUUUGGUGAGCUCAACGCCUUCGCCGAGCUGAGGCUCAAGGACCUGGUGGAGCAAGCGCUAUCCAGAGGUCAGCGAGGACUCGCAGGUCUCCCUGCUUGGGCUGCUGAUGAAACAGAGGAUGUGGCGAAAGCUGCGCUCAAACUUACCAGGACACUGGAACAGAUGCUUUUCGCUUCCAAAAGCUCCUUCGUCUUGGAGGACAUGAUGCGCAUCCUUUGGCCAGCCAGCCAGCUAAGUGACAUCUUAGAGAUGCGGAGAUGGUGCACAGAGAUGGCCGACAGCUUGGAAAGGACUGCCACCCAGACACCACCGCUCUUGCCAGAGGAUCAGCUUGACGACUUGCACUGCAUCUUUCAGUAUUUUGACACAGAUCAUGACGGGCAGCUGAAGGUUCCAGAUCUCAUCGCUACAGGCUUUCUGAACCGCAACGAGGUAGAUCUCAUUAUGCAAAAGUACGACGUGGAUGGAGAUGGGAUGUUGGGAUUGUCGGAAUUUACGGAGUUGCUGUGUCCAGCUGGGUAUCGUGCUCAUGAGAAGGCCACUCACGCAACACUGGGGAACGGACGUCGCGUUUUUUAUGAUGACAAUUUUUGCCGUUGGCGGCUAGCCCCCAACAAGAGGUAGCAGGUGACAGACACCUGAUCUGAAGUGCUACAUUUGAAGCUCUGCCUGAAUGGUACAGUUUCAAUCCCUCAGCUUGUACAGACUGCUCGCCUGAAGGCGGCCUACCAUGUUUGCAACGUUCUGAGGUUUAAGGUUUUGACUCUUGUUUAUUUUAGAAUGAUUUUGAUGUCCCUUGCAAAGCAAGUUGGACUUAGAAAGCAUUGCGGGCAAUGCUUUUUAGAGGGACAGGAAAAAGAA